AGACAUAAUAUUUUGUUUCCUAUCUUCAUCACACUCCAGUCCAGUUGAUGUCGGUAAUGCACCUUAAAUUGGUUUGUCAACCGCCAUUAAAUAAAAGAAUAUGAUUAAGAACAAGAAAGACACGAGGUAAGAAGGACGCUGCCACUUCAAGUUGUACAAUAUGGAGCAGGUGUGGCCAGCAAUGCAGGUAUGUCUAGAUAUGGCAUAUACAGGUGAAGAGGGGGUCUCAGGUGAAGUGUGUGAUGAGGAGGAAAAGAAUAACCUCACACUACACAAGAGCCUCGUGUCUGUGCCUACCAUGGAGAACAGAUGUGUGAACAUCAAGGAAGAGGACUGUGAGUGGGAGUCUGCUUACUUACAGCAGGAGCACCUCAGCAUUAAGGAGGAGGUGGACUGUGACAUUAAAGAAGACUCUGAACCAGCUUCUGACAUCAACAUUCAGAGAAGUGAAACUAUCAGUGGCAUAAAGAAAGAAAACCUUAAAUUAGAGUCGGACUCUCUGUGUUUCUAUCCCGAUGAAAAGGCUCCUGGAUUAGGCUUGACACCCAGUAGUCUGUGCUCCCUGCAACAUCAUCUGAAGGCUGAAUCUGUAGAAUCUGACUUGAAGAAGACUGCAAACGCAUUGAGGGAUAUCCAUCAUGAAGAAGAUUUCCUAAAGAGUGACAACUGCUUAUCUUCAUUGGCUCAGACUUCUCUACAGUGCAGAUCACAACAGACGCCACAUGAUGAAAAUAUGAAGAAAUCAACAUGUGCAUCAGAGAGUUUGAGAUCAGCUUUUUUGGAAGAUGGCUGUCUGCUUGGUGAUGCAAUUGACACUCAGUUGGAGGAACUUGGUAUAAAUUCAUCAACUUCAUUUGUCUGCCAAGAGCAGAAGGAACAAUUUAAAAGUGAAUCGAAAUGCAAACAGAGUCAGAAUAGACAGAAGCCCUAUAGCUGUUUGGAAUGUGGCAAACAUUUCUCACUAAAGAGCAGCCUAAAGAAACACAUGCGAAUUCACACUGGAGAGAGGCCAUAUUCUUGUACCACAUGUGACAAGCGAUUCUCCACCAGUGGGAAUCUUCAGAUCCACACAAGAAUCCACACUGGAGAAAAGCCAUAUUGCUGUUCAGACUGUGGUAAAAAAUUCUAUGAUAAGGGCCAUCUUCGGUCCCAUAUAAAAAUUCACAAUGGAGAAAAACAGUAUUGCUGUUCUGAAUGUGGUAAACGAUUCUUGCACAGCAACAGUCUUCGGACCCACAUGCGAAUUCACACAGGUGAAAGGCCAUUUUGUUGUUCUGAAUGUGGGAAAGGAUUCUCCUCCAGUGAGCUCCUUAAGACCCACACAAGAAUUCACACCGGAGAGAAGCCUUAUUGUUGUUCUGAAUGUGGGAAACGAUUCGCUGAUAGAAGCAGUCUUCGGAGACAUAUGAAAAUUCACACUGGAGAAAAGCCAUUUUAUUGUUCUGAAUGUGGUAAAGGAUUCUUGUACAAGAACCAACUUCAGAGCCACACAAGAGUUCAUACUGGACAGAAGCCAUAUUGUUGCUCUGAAUGUGGCAAAGGAUUUUCAGCAAGCAGCAGUCUGCAGAAACACAUGAGCAUUCACACUGGACAGAAACCAUAUCACUGUUCUGAAUGUAACAAGCAAUUCACCGACAGGAGCCGUCUUCAAAUACAUACAAGAAUGCACACUGGUGAGAAACCAUUUCAUUGUUUUGAAUGUGGGAAACAAUUUUUCAGCAAUUACAAUUUACAAGUACAUUCAAAAAUUCACAUUGGAGAGAGGCCAUAUUGCUGUUCAGAAUGUGGCAAGCGAUUCUUGUGCAAGAGCCAUCUUCAGAUCCACGUAAGAACACACACAGGAGAGAAGCCAUAUUCCUGCUCUGAAUGUGGUAAGCGGUUCACCACCAACAGCAGUCUGCAUUGCCAUAUCAGAAUUCACACAGGAGAGAAGCCUUAUUCUUGUUCUGAAUGUGGCAAAGAAUUCUCUGAUAAAAGUAGUCGUCGAAAUCAUUUAAGAAGUCACACAAGGGAGCAGGAAAAAAAUAUAAAGAGAUGGCACGACUUGUUGCUUUUAGGAUUUAAUUAUGACAACUGAUUUUUAGAGUUCUGGGCAGGUGGUUCAAUUUUUGUCUCCUCAGGCUCUCAGAGUCUUUUAAAUGUUGUUUGGAAAACUUCAAGCUGGCUGUUAUAGACUUCUACUUGAUGGAGUGCUGCUGAGGUGGUCGUCCUUCUGACACGUUCUGCCAUCUUAGCACAAGACUUGUGAAUCUCUGACCGAGUGACCACUGGGUUCUUGGUCACCUACAUAACCAAGACCCUUCUUACUCAAUUAUUCAGUUUCCCCUGGUGGUUCCAAACUUCUUCCAUUUCACAAUUAUUGGGGUCACUGGGCUCCUGGGAACACACAAAACUUCACAAAUGGCGCUAUCUCAUUGCCCGAAUCUGUGCCAUCAGAAUUUGAUCACAGAAGUCCACAGAGAGGUCCUUGAACUUCAUGUUUGGUUUUUAUCCUGCUAUAUCAUGUAAUCUGUGGGACUUUCUCUACACAGGCAUGUGUCUUUGUAAACAGUGUCCAGUUAUAUCAGUUUGCCACAGGCGGACUCCGGUUAAGUUCUACACAUGUGUCAAGGAUGAGCAUGAUUUGAAGAGAAAGAGCCGAGGUUCUGACAACUUAUACAAGUGAGGAGUUUCACUUUUUAAUGAAUUUGCUAACAUUUCUGACAACCUGCUUUCACUCUGUAACUAUGGGUUAUUGAGUGUAGAUUGAUAAUAAUAAUAAUAAUUCAUUUAUGUAGAGCUUUUCUCGAUGGUCAAAAGAUGGGACAUGAAAACGUUUAAAGUGAAAUCUGCAACACAAUCAAGUGUGCAAAAAGUGAGGGAGUCUCA
Molecule: messenger RNA, 2868 nt
Organism: Erpetoichthys calabaricus (reedfish)
Lineage: Eukaryota; Metazoa; Chordata; Cladistia; Polypteriformes; Polypteridae
Product: gastrula zinc finger protein XlCGF26.1-like
Exons: 3
Coding region: 161-2077 (638 amino acids)
Biological process (GO): negative regulation of transcription by RNA polymerase II
Molecular function (GO): DNA-binding transcription repressor activity, RNA polymerase II-specific
Source: RefSeq, a predicted model, not a curated record